UCGCGCCAGGGAGCAGCGAGCUUCCGCACCGCUCCUUAACUGCUGUCAAGUAGCUAAGCAACACUAGCUAGCACUAUGUUAUCGCAAUCUAGAUGUGCAUACCGGACGAUUGGUCGCUCUCUGUCAGCGGUGAGCCAGGCCAACAAUGUUCUGGUCCGGCAAAGUGUAUCAGGCCUCCCUGUCUGCAGCCGGCUAGUUUACAGGAAUUCUCAGCCAUGUGAAUUGCCAUUAUUAGUGAAUAUCUCCCACAUCAGAUUCUUCAAGACAUCAGCUGUUCACAGGGAUGAAGUUGUUACAGUCAAAACUCCUGCGUUUGCAGAAUCGGUUUCAGAGGGCGACGUGAGGUGGGAAAAAGCUGUGGGUGACUCAGUGACAGAAGAUGAAGUGGUGUGUGAAAUUGAGACCGACAAGACCUCGGUACAAGUCCCCGCUCCAGCAGCUGGUGUGAUUGAGGAACUGCUGGUGCCUGAUGGAGAGAAGGUAGAAUCCGGGAGGCCCCUCUUCAAACUACGGAAAGGAGCGGUUGCUGCCAAAGCUGCUCCCUCCCCAGCUGCAGAGGCCCCAGCUGCAGCCCCUCCCCCACCUCCCGCUUCAGCCCCCAGUGCCAUGCCUCCAGUCCCCCCAGUGCCACCACAAGCCAAACCUGUUGCUGCCAUCAAGCCCACAGCUGCAGCUCCAGCACCUCCAACACCAGGAGGCAGAGGAGAAAGCAGGGUGAAGAUGAACCGUAUGAGGUUGCGGAUUGCCCAGAGGCUAAAGGAGGCUCAGAACACCUGCGCAAUGUUGACCACCUUCAACGAGGUGGACAUGGGAAAUAUUCAGGACAUGAGGACAAUCCAUAAGGAUGCUUUCUUAAAGAAGCACAACAUCAAGCUGGGUUUUAUGUCAGCGUUUGUGAAAGCUGCAGCACACGCUCUGACUGACCAACCUGCUGUCAAUGCCGUUAUUGAUGAUUCAACCAAAGAGAUUGUCUACAGGGAUUACGUAGACAUUAGCGUCGCUGUGUCAACUCCAAAGGGGCUUGUUGUGCCGGUGAUCCGUAAUGUUGAGACCAUGAACUUUGCAGACAUUGAGAAAACCAUUAAUGCAUUGGGAGAAAAGGCUCGUAACAAUGAGCUUGCUGUUGAAGAUAUGGAUGGAGGCACCUUCACCAUCAGCAACGGUGGCGUGUUCGGCUCCAUGUUUGGCACACCCAUCAUCAACCCCCCCCAGUCCGCCAUCCUGGGCAUGCAUGGCAUCUUCGACAGACCUGUGGCCCUCAAUGGCAAGGUUGAGAUCCGGCCCAUGAUGUACGUGGCGCUGACGUACGACCACCGACUCGUUGACGGCAGAGAAGCGGUCACCUUCUUACGCAAGAUCAAAGCGGUGGUGGAAGAUCCACGAGUGCUGCUUCUGGACAUGUGAUGUUUCUGCCACCACAUUAAUCCUAUUUAAAGCUGCAUUUAAAAAAAAUAAAUAAAUAAAUACUCCACAUCACAAAACGCGCACAAGUCAAACAAAAUCGCCGACACAACUAUUGUGUUUUUAUCUGUUCAAUUUUUUAUUUUUUUUUCCUGUUCCAGUCAGACUGCCGGGAGGAUGUUGAGAUUGUGUCCCAACACUUAUAUGAGGCUUCAAUACGUGGUAUUAUCUGUAGAGAAUGUACUUUGGCUAGAUCAACAAAGCUAAAACAUUGCUUGCCAUCUUCUAUCGCUUAUUGUUUUGCUACAUUUGAAUUUAACGAAGAGAAAAGUGACAUUUACAUUACACGUCUUAAGACAAAUAUUGGCAUAAACAGGCUUAAAAUGUUGAGGAUAACUCUCAUAUGGUUGUGUUAUUUUACUCGUGUUCUUCAGUUGGACGAGUGACGAGUAGUAGAUAAACACUCCCUGUGUCACUUUUGUGUAAUCCUGAAACAAAAUGGCUUUUCCAGGCAACAGUUGGCUGCAUGACUCUUUCUCCCCCGCUCGUUAGUUGGUGCUCCUGAGCCACUUUUUUCUACACCAGGGCCAAGCGGAGCUCACUUAAAUUAGUUCAAGAUGUUUUCAAUGUUAACACAGGAUUAAGAGAAGUCCUUCUUUUGCUGCUAGUUAUUGUUACCUGCAACAGUCUGG
This is a messenger RNA of Etheostoma spectabile (orangethroat darter), 2093 nucleotides long. RefSeq names its product dihydrolipoyllysine-residue succinyltransferase component of 2-oxoglutarate dehydrogenase complex, mitochondrial. The record is from RefSeq and is a predicted model, not a curated record. Gene Ontology annotation, cellular component: oxoglutarate dehydrogenase complex; mitochondrion. Gene Ontology annotation, biological process: tricarboxylic acid cycle. NCBI's taxonomy places the organism in Eukaryota, Metazoa, Chordata, Actinopteri, Perciformes, Percidae. The coding region runs from base 76 to 1404 and encodes 442 amino acids. The transcript is spliced from 15 exons. Gene Ontology annotation, molecular function: dihydrolipoyllysine-residue succinyltransferase activity.